AUGUCUGAGAUUCUUAUUAUUUUUUGGAAAAUUGCGUUCGUUUUGUGUAUACAUUUUGCUGACUAGUUUCGGUAGCAAUCGUCGGAUUUCAGUGAUCGAAGAAGUGCGGAGUGCAAGACGAGUAAGAAGCGUGUGCCGUGGUGUGACAAGAAAUCUGGCAAGAAAAAUCGAACUUUUUCUCUAUAGAAGACAAAGUAGGCAACCAUCAUCAGCUUUUUACAUCUAGGGCUGCAUUCCCCGAGUGUAUCUGUAGACUGUGUUUUAUUUUCGCGGACAUCCGCAGGGUACAGCACGGUAGCUAACUUUCUCCGUUAAUAAUAUCAAUUAAUUUACCGUAAAAGUGUUGGGAAUUCUGUGUGUGGGAUUUUUCAUCCUCUGCCUCUGCGCUGCUCUGACCUUUGGCUUUUUACGGGAUUGGAUUCCAAGGGCCAUUCACGAAGGAAUUGCCACGAUGGGUGAGCACUCGUUGCAGAGCCAGCCAGCAGGAGAGCAGCAGCCACCGGCAGCGGCACCUUCGAGCGAAGCGGCCGGAACGUCCAAUCAGCAGCAGCAGGGCGUGCAGGAUUUACGCGAAAUUUGCCAGCUGCUGUGGGGCUCCUCCAUCCGGCAGGAGGUUUUUCGCCGAUGGUCCCAGGGGUUCGAGUUUAGCCAGUGCGAACCGUCGGCACUGGUCCAGCGCGAUGGAGGACCGUGUUGUGUAAUCGCACCGGUGCAAGCGUACCUGCUGAAGAUUCUGCUGAUGGAAACCCCCGGGCACAGUUUCAGUGAUCUGACAACCGACAAGUGCAAAGCGCUGCUGAUACAGGCAAUUUGCCAGAUAUUGACGAAAUGCAAGUACACCAAAUAUCGCGUCGUAAGCCUCCGGCCUCGACAGGACCCGUCGGCCAGUGUGGCUGCCGGGGACGCUAGCUGUCCCGCGGAGGAGAUGGAUGGCGAUGCGGAAAUGAUGGAUGCGCUCGAAAAUCUCCCACCGAACGACGGCAACGAGGAAGUCGAAGUUGGAGUGGAAGCUAUGGCUGCAGCGGCAGCGGUGGCCGAGUCCGAUUUGAAAAAUCAGAAUACCGCUUCCGCGUCGCCGGACGCGGGUGCUGCUGGUGCCGGUGGUACAGGUGCACCUGGACCGUGGACUCCGGAAGCAUUUCACGAGAGAUUAACCGUUACCGAGCUAGAACAAAUAGACGAUGUGGAGAAGUAUUACGCUAGUCAUUUCAAUGUACUAGCCGAGGAAUGUGGUGUAUUGCUGCUCUUGUAUACGGUUCUGUUGACUAAGGGUUUGGAUAACGUUUUGAGCGAAGUAUCGGAUACUUCGGAACCUUUGAUACAUGGGACCUACGGUUAUGGCAGCCAGGCCUUGAUAAAUCUUAUGUUAACUGGACGCGCUGUCCCGUAUGUCUGGGAUAACGAGCAGGAUGUUGGAGGCUUGAAAUUAAAAGGCAUCACACAACAGUCGGAUAUUGGAUUUAUCACACUUAUGGAACAGAUGCAAUACUGUACCGUCGGAUUCUUCUACAAGAAUCCAAAAAAUCCAGUCUGGGUAAUGGGCUCGGAAACGCAUCUUACAGUGCUUUUCAGCAACGAGAAGAGACUGGUUUCGCCGGAAACACCAAGUGAAAUUGCUCGACGAGUGUUCCGGCAGUUCGAUACGGAAGGAAGCAACUUCAUACCGAGUCCUCUGUUGCAGGAUGUGCUGUGCGCACUGGAUCUGGUCAGUGAACCGGAAUACGUGGAAUUGAUGCGUAAGAAACUGGAUCCGGAAAAUCUCGGUAUUAUCCUGCUCAACGAGUUCAUGUACGAGUUCUUUCCAUCGGAGAAGAAAUCUGUGCCUGACACGUUUGAUCUGCUGCAUUACAAUGGCAUACCAAAUUCUAACUGCGAGAACCGGGUACGCUUCAACAAGGGUCAUGCCAUUCUGUUGGAAAGUGAUGUGCGGAUGUGUAACCCUUCGGAUCCGAUGCUAACUUGCCUACAGACAAAAUGGCCAAACAUCGAGGUCAAUUGGAAUGACUCUCGGACGCCUUCGUUGAAUUGACCGAGCAGUGCGUGGUUUUUAUUGCAGUUGACACGUUAGAAACGGACACAGAAACACACAAGUGAUUGUUUUUGUGACACACAUGCGAAUACGAUGCCCACACUCCUUUCUGUGUGCGUGUGGUAGCCCCUUUAACAAUCCGAUAGCUUUGAGAGUACCUCCCAUUCCGCUCCACAGUUACAGUUAAUGGUGUUUAUUAAAAUCUCUUCCCCCUAGACAACAAGUCAGAGUCACUGCUGUUAACCAAGUGAUUCGAAAGCAAUACCGCUCAUUUACAUACUUGUCUCUUACACACAGCUUAUGCAAACAAUCACACAAACUAAUCUCAGCAGAUAACUGGACACAAAGUAGCUAAUCUACGAGCCAUACUAGAGCAGAACGCUGUUGAUAUAUAGGUACUAGCAGCCCCCAACAUAGCAAACAGAUAUUCCCGCUAAACAAUUGAACCAUGAACCAAAUAGGGCAAGCUAAAACUAUUCCCCAAAUCCGAAUAACAACGGAAUAACAAUAGAUGUAGCUGGAAAGAAAUCUGCAUACAUUGAAGUGACCUGCGAUUAUGAACGAACUACUAGCGAAGCGAUGUAUAGGUUAGGGACGCAAAUAUUCGAAAGGAACGCAACGGUUUAAUGUUUUAAUUUAUUCCCCUUUCCUGCAGCGCGUAAAACAGAAAAAAAAAGAACGGAAGAAAGUACUAGUAAAUUUCGACAAGCGAGACAAGAAAGAAAAAAUAAAAUCCCAUUACAGUAGGAAGAAUAUCCGAAAUCGAAAUCAAAGAUAUUGUACCGUGGAAUGAUCGAAAAUAUAUAUUAAAAACUAU
Messenger RNA from Sabethes cyaneus, 2846 nucleotides. RefSeq names its product ubiquitin carboxyl-terminal hydrolase MINDY-3 homolog. The transcript is spliced from 5 exons. Gene Ontology annotation, biological process: protein K48-linked deubiquitination. NCBI's taxonomy places the organism in Eukaryota, Metazoa, Arthropoda, Insecta, Diptera, Culicidae. The coding region runs from base 452 to 2029 and encodes 525 amino acids. Gene Ontology annotation, molecular function: K48-linked deubiquitinase activity; cysteine-type deubiquitinase activity. The record is from RefSeq and is a predicted model, not a curated record.